GAUUAUACAUUUUAAACAUGAAUAUUAAGUAGAGGUUACCAUGGAAGUCAAGUUCUAAAGUCACAGAGAUCGGGGGAGUGUACAGCCAAGUCGUCUUAUAAAAAUAUAAACUUGAGUUAUUAUGCAUGCUUUCUGGUAAAAAUGAGACGACGGUUUAAAAGAUGACAAGCUUAAUCACUAGUCCAAGGCAAGAGUUUUCUAAAAAGCUACCCGCUUUGCCAGUGAUUGAACAUCCCAGUUCGCGACGAACAGACGACAACAAUGUCGACCUACAAAUUCGUGGCAGUUCACGAGAAGAAAACAGUUCUGCUUUGCAGGAAUCACAUGGUCCUUUGCCGCCGUUGAAGAGAAGAACAAGCCAACGUGUAUCACAAGGGCAUUCAAGGGUUCUAACGUGGCCUAUUGGUGAGUCAUUGUUUUAUUAUCUCAUUAGAAUCCAUAAUGGCAGAUAAUAAUCGCUAUGGCGGUACAAAAGUUAAAGUGUCCAGAAUUAAAAAAUUUGCAAGGAACCUGUGAUAAAGAGAUAAAGGUAUUUAAGCUAAUUAUAUUGAGCUGUUUCAUUUCUGAUUUCUGUGUUUUGAUACAGCUUCAGAUUGAUCAAAAAUCUUUCAUCCUUAGGAAUAAUAUUUAAUAAGCCUAUUAUUGAGUCGUUUUUGGUGGAAACUGCUAUCAAAUGCUUGCCAGAUAUCAUAGACAUUAUAGAUGCUGUUACACGCGACAGAUUUACAGCUAGUAGUAAAUCACCCUUUUACAUGUACCAUAGGAUUUGGUGUAGUGCAUGUGUCACCAGACUUUCUCGAGAUAUAUUUACUAUUGGAUAAUAUAUCCAAUGAUAUGUCAAAAAGAACAAAGAAACUGCCCACGCCCCUUCCAACUUCAAUAUUAUUUUACAGUGUAUUUUAUCUGGGCGUCCGGGUACAUAUAGGGAGUGUUUGCAGUGUAACUUUACCACGUGGACAAAUCAAAAAUUACUCGUUCUUGUGAAGUAUGUCACCUCUUGGUUUACAUAAUGGUACUUGGAAGGUAUUGUGUAUUUUUAUGGAUCAGAAUCUCUAGAAUUUGUCACAAACUUGGUAGAGAAAAAAUAAUCAUUUGUAUUUAAAUUAUUGGGUUUACAUUGGGGUCAGAGUCAGUCACUCUAAAGCAUUUUAAUCAUUGUUUCACGUCCAUUAUGUCUAUAUGAACAUAAAGUUAUUAUAUUAUUUUAACAUUCACUUUCUAAAAGGAGGAACUGGUAAAAACAGUGGUGGUGGAUCAGCAGGGGAAACUCCUCUACAUAAGCGCACACCAGAGGAAGUGAGUAGUAAUUAAUUUCAGUUAAUUUCCUUCCCUUUUCAGCACUUCAACUUCAUCCAUUCAAAAAUAAUAUUUUUUGUCACUUUUUUUAAACCUAACUAAUUGUCCAUAAAAAUGCAAAGAUAUCCAUAUCCAGCCAUCUUCACGUUAUGCAUGGUCAAUAAUUAGCAAUUAAUGAAUGAGGCUGUGUACGAUAUGAAGAAUUAAGCAGAUCAAAGAGGGUGUUAUGCUUUCUUAUUCAUUCAAAAUAAUUCCUAGUUUAAAAACAUAAUAUAGCUAAAACAUGCUUACCUGAAUCGAUGUUAAGUUCAUCUUCGAUAGUGUACGUUUAGGUUUGUCCAGCUCUGCAAAUAUUCUCUAAAUAGCAGAUGUUGCCCUCCCAGUUGUCUUCUUGCUGUUUUCGCCAUGUUUUUAGCUAUUAUUUCGCCUUGUUCCAGCUGUAGUUCUUACUCGUGAAAUGAUUGAAAUGUCCGCCAUUUAUAUUUUUCACAACCAAAACAACUCGACCGUGUCCCCAGGUCUUCUUGGUAACAGUGCCUUAACCUGUAGCGGGCUGCAUUUUUGACGUCAUUUCCUCGUUAAACACAAAAUUCUUCCAAAUUUGGUCAUCAGUAACUGGACUACAGUGAAUUAUGCGUGUACUUUUAGCCAAUCAGAAUUGGGAAAAUAUUUUGAAUGAAUAAUAAUAACAAUAUGAAUGAGGCUGAUUAUGUUAUGAAGAAUUAUGGAGAUCAAGGAGGGUGUUAUCAGUCAAGGCCACAGGCUGAGGCAGUUAACACCGUCUGAGAUCUCCAUAAUUCUUCAUUUGAUAAGAAAGCCAAAUUCAAUAAUUGUUUUAUUAUUCAUUCGAACUAAUUCCUAGUUUAAAAACGUAGAUAAAACAUGCCUACCUCCAUUGAUGUUACGUUCAUCUUUGAUAGUGCACGUUUAGAGUUGUUCUCCAAAUAGUUCUUACUCUUGAAACAAACGCUGUCUUUGUUUUCACAACCAAAACAUUUCAACCUCGUCCCCAAGUCUUCUCAGUUAACGGUGCAUUAACCUGCAAGGAAGCUGCAAUUUUGACGUCAUUGGUUGAUUACUCGAGCAAAAUUCUUCCAAAUUUGGUCAUCAGUAGCUGGUUAUGGUGAAUUAUGUGUGCUCUUAGCCAAUCAGAAUUGGGGAAAUAUUUUGAAUCAAUAACAAUGCAAUAUAUUAUAUCGUUGGCAGGUUUCGGCUGAGUUUCUGUUGAGAGUGAAAAAAAAAACCCACAGGUUCUGUUUAAUUCCCAAGACUGACCAACAUCAAUUUUCUCCUAACAAUAUCAAUACAUAAAAUGAUCAGCUAAGAAAAAAUGCUUUGAUCUUUGAACAAAUUCUCUCAACUAAUUCUGUAAGGAAAAGUAUGAAGGUUAGUGUGGAGAAUCUGUAUGUAUAUAGCUGGGGCUUUAAGGGUUAAGAGAGUGAUUAGCUCUCCUCAUUUGGAGGUUUCCAAUAAGGGCAGUGGUAUCUUUUCAUGUGUUAUUGAUAUAUUAUUUGUUUACCCUUUAACAAUGGACACUGUUGCUUAUUACAGCUUGAAGAACUUAUCCGUGAAAAGCUGGUUACGAGAAUCAAUGGAUUACGGCAAGCUUUCCGUUCUAAUGACCCCAUGGGCAAGGGAAAUGUAUCAAGGUAAAAUAAAAUUUGAUUUAUUUGAAAAAUUGUACAUGUAUGUGGAACAUUAUCAUUUUGUAGGCUAGUAGAUUUAAUGGCUUUGUUCAUUUGGCACUGUGGUGUCUAUAAAAUUUACAAGGAGAAGUAAUUUUUAUUUCGCUGCUCCACCCCUCUAGCACCCCCAAAUACCCAACUCUUCUGCUUGUAAAUUAAGAAAAGUGAUAACCUUUCAAAGGUGGCCUUAAAUUAAUUAACACAGUUCAUGUAAAGUACAUGUACUUCAAGUUUGUGUAAGUGGUAUUUAUUAUUCUAUUCAUGUAUGUCAAUUUUUUUUUCUCAUCACAUGCAGGGAAGCACUUGUUACUAUUUUGUAUCAUUUAUGUGGCUACCUUACAACGGAGCAAAUAAAUGGUCUCCUGAAAAGGUGAUAAACUUUCUGAAUGUAUUGUUUUAAUCAUGCCAAAAACAUUUUCCAGUCUUACGUAUAUUACACAGCUGGGAGCUGGACAAUAAAUACAUUUCAUGUCUUAAUUUGUCUCACUCUCCUUCACCUUUAAUAUUAAUUUUAGGUAACCCACUGAUGAAAACUUUGUUGACAGAGAGACUGACUACAAAUUAAUGUGGUCUUCUUGUAGUUUAGCUCUUUAGCAGAGGCACAACAUUGUUUUGUGGGAGUAAGGGAAGGGAAGGCUUGCUUUUUCCUUUAGUGGAUACAUGUUUUGGUGGGAGUAGGGGAAAUUUUGAAGGCUUGCUUUUGCUUUAUGAAGUAGAUACAAUCAUGUUUUGGGGGAACAGGGGAUGGGCCAGGAAGGCUUACCUUUUCCUGUACCAAAUAGAUGCAUGUUUUGGGGAGAGUAGGGAAAAGGAAGGCUUGCUUUUUACUUUAUGAAGUAGAUACAAGUUGUGGGGGGUAGUUGGGGAUGAGAAGGAUUUCUUUUUGCUUUAUAAAGGAGAUAGUUUUGGGGGUAGUUGUGGAGGGGAAGUACAUGUAGAUACAAUUGUUUUGGGGGGAGUAGGGAAUGGGAAGGCUUGCUUUUUCUUUAUAAAGUAGAUGAAUUCAAGACUUUGUUUUUCUUUAUGAAGGAGUUCCCCUAUUGUCAGUAAAAAUAUAUAAUAAGGUGGGACAUCUGCUUAGUUUCUCACCUUUCUGACCCCAUACCUUCCAACUCUCUGUCAUGCAUUGUACCGAAAAGGGCCAAACUCAAAAAAGUUUUAGAUGGGGAUGCCCUGCCCCGAGGUGCAAACCCCUUACCAUUUUACACUAUCAUAUAUGUGGUUGACAGAAGGUACUCCUGUCAUAUACCUUAAUUCUUUUGACUAAGGCUGUGAGCAAACGGAUGCAACAUUGUUGACCAACAACUCCCAACAUUGUUGGAUGUUACAUGACUGUUGCGUCUGUUUGCACACCCUGUGGCAUGUUGUUGGAUGUUGUUGUGCAAAGUUUGAAACCGGUCAAACUGUUAGCCCCAUGCAAACGGACACAACAUUUUUGGCUUACAACUCCCAACAUUGUUGGGAGUUGUUGCGCCCAUUUGCACGUAGCCUAAAAUAUAUAGUACUCCUUUUGCAUACCUAGUUUAGAAUGUAAUUGCUGUAAAAAUUCACUGUCUUCUAAAAUAGCAUGAAAAAUAUAAUAAUCAGAACGUUUUAUUGACUUUUUCGCAGCCAUAAAGUGCAUCUGUUAGCCUUUUAGGCCUCUUUACAGAUUUUCCUGCCCUUUGAUAUACUUCAACUAGUGGAAUCCUUACCCUCUCAUAUACCUGAAACCUGAAAAAGGUGGCACCCCUAUCGGGUGAAGCCUCCCUGUAUCGGCCGCUUUAAAGAGUACCCAACGAGGGCAUUGUACAGGUUUUACUGAAAUUUAAUGAUCUCUUUGAUUUAUUUGACUGUAGGCUGGGGCUGGACACACAAAGUACCAUUUCAUUUGAAAGCUUUGUCAGCCAUUUCCAAGACAAUGAGGUAACAAAAGCUUUUCAAAGUCUUAAAUCAAGUAUCAGUAAUUUUUUGAGAUUGAGUAAACGUAUCUUGCUUACAUGUGCACUAAACUUCACUUGAUCACUUUUAAAUGCCUGUGAUACGAUAAUUAAUGUUACUUAUCUUAUUACAGAAUGAUUAUUAAGUACCAGGCAAAUAUGUAAAGAAAAAAAUAGUAAGGCUAUUGCCCCCUAAUUUGUGGACUUCUGCUUGCAUAGACUGGUACAGCUGUAGCAAUAGUCUUAACUGAAUUACGUAAAAUAGUAUUCAGAUACGUACGUAUUCGGUUAAACGCUACGACGUUUAUUAGAUUUUUAGCGUUUCUGAUGCAUUUGUAAAUGUUAUGUACAGUAGAAAGAUGUUUAAAGUUCUAAUGUCUCGUGUCGAUUGUCUGAUUGGUGAAGAUUGCAAAGUUGUCCCGCGGAUUUUUUUCGUAUCAUCGUGGACGAAACGCCGCAUUCUUAUAAUUGGGUGAAGUGUUAUCGGCCUUUUUUGGUAAUUUUGUUAUCGGCCUUUUUUGGUAAUUUUACGUAAAAUAGUAUUCAGAUACGUACGUAUUCGGUUAAACGCUACGACGUUUAUUAGAUUUUUAGCGUUUCUGAUGCAUUUGUAAAUGUUAUGUACUGUAGAAAGAUGUUUAAAGUUCUAAUGUCUCGUGUCGAUUGUCUGAUUGGUGAAGAUUGCAAAGUUGUGCCGCGGAUUUUUUUCAUAUCAUCGUGGACGAAACGCCGCAUUCUUAUAAUUGGGUGAAGUGUUAUCGGCCUUUUUUGGUAAUUUUGUUCCAUCUGCGGCGUUUAUUUGAGGGGCAAAUUUUAAUUGAUUAAAUGAUAUAAACAAAUAAUAAUGUUCUAUUUUUUUCACCGUGUUUGGCAGUCUCUCACUAAGGCAUGGGUGGAUCCUGUGGUUAGACCAACUGUUUAUGCCGGCAACUUUACCAACCUACCAGCUAACAGGCUACGACAAAAACAGAGAGAACUUGCAUUGGAACAGAGACAUGCGGCUUUGAAAAAAGGGAGAAAGAACACACCACCUAAAUUUUACUCAGCACUGGAGGCCUUUCCUCAACUGAAACUAAGAGCCCAACAAGGGUGAGAGUAAAAACUGUUUGAGUUUUUAGACGAAAGGUUUCACUCAGUGUCUUAUAACCAACAUCAUACACAGUGGUUACACUGUAGCCAUUUUGGUUGAAUUAAGUGGUUUUUCUUUUCAUAAAGGUGCAAACAAUAAGAACAGAAAAUGCUAGGUAUGGAAUUCAGUAUGGAAUUUCUGCACUCGUUUCUCAGACGUCAUUUCGCCAAGAAACCAGCGGUGGCGUCGAGAAAUGUCGGCUGUUUCCUUAGGCUAGUUAUAAGGAGGAAAUAAUUAACAGAAAAUUCAUUUGCACUGAAAUGCUGUACCGUGUUCAUUGCUGGUUUAUACAAUAUUGCAACCUGAAGAUUAGAAUGUCGUAAAUGUCCAUUUAUGUCAAGAAAUCGAGCCUAUGAACAAUGAACACUGAACUGAAACUAAUAGAACAAUAGAAAUAGCGGAAAUAGCCUAGGAAAAUGAACACUUGAAACCGCACAGAGAUUUGUUGUUUUGACUAAUUUAGAAUUUAGAUGUUAUCUGAUCUACGUGACCGGGCGUAGUGUUACAUAGCAGAACUUUGAUUGUAGUCUUGAGUACGGAUAGUGUUUAUUGAGAGAACCGACUAGUUUUUUGAGCUUUACCGCCUUUAGAACAUCAAGCCUUGUUACACAGAAGGAUUCAGCCAAUAAAAUUCUUUACAUGGUCCUUUGACGAGCCGGAUUUGAACGAGCUCAUAGGAAAAUGGCCUCAAAAAGCAAACAGAAGCGUCAAGGGCAUCGCUUGUACGCCACAAAGCUGAUGGGAGACGCAGAGCAAAUAAUCAAGGAUUUCGAUUCUUCAAAGGAAAACAAGUUGAAACAAAUCAAAAUUUCGCUUCGUGAUCGUAUGGAAAUCUUACGCAACUUGGACGAAGCAAUUUUGGGCGCCUUAGAAAAGGAUGAAGAAAUCGAAGAAGAAAUCGCCGACGCAGGAAGGUUUAGCGAGAGAAUAUUGGAGCUUAUCGUGGAGAUCGAAAGCGUGCUGUCGCUCCAUGGAAGUAAGAGCCAGAGCGGGAAUGGAUCACCGACCCAAGUUUCAAAAGCGGAAAGCGCUGGCAGCGCGAACAAACACGCGAAAUUGCCCCGAAUAAGUUUAAAGAGUUUCUCCGGGGAGCCAAGCCAGUGGUUGACAUUUUGGGAUAGUUUUAGGAGCGCUGUUCACGAAAAUACCGAAGUGCACGACAUCGACAAGUUCAACUACUUGAAAAGCCUCUUGAACGGAUCUGCAGCCGCGACAAUCGCCGGUCUACCUCUAACGGACGCCAACUAUAAUGCAGCGAUCGAGCUCCUAAAGAAUCGAUUCGGAAAUAAACAAGUAAUCAUAAGCAGUCACAUGGAUGGCCUUCUCAAACUGACGCCCUUAGGAAACACAUCGGACGUUCGGAAAUUACGGCAAACCUACGAUGAAAUUGAAGCGCACGUAAGAGGCCUACAAGCGUUAGAAGUGCCUACAGAAUCUUAUGGAAGUUUUCUCGUACCGGUGCUUAUGACGAAAAUUCCCGAAGAUAUUCGCCUGUUAGUGGGCCGUGAAAUGAAAGACGGAGAAUGGAACCUCACUGAAAUCUUACGACUUCUGCGCAGUGAAGUAGAAAACAGAGAAAGAUGUGGAGGAGUGCAGGCCCUGGCCCGAAAGGAAAAUUUAUACAGUCCAGAAGAUCGAAGGAACGCAAAAUCGCCAAAAUCAGGACCGACAAGCGCGUCAGCAUUGUUUUCCGGAAACCAGCCUUCAAAUACAACACAUUGCACAUUUUGCAAGCAACCGCACCCAACAGCAAGUUGCCACGUGGUGACAAACAAAACAGCGAGGAGAGAAUGCCUAAAAAAGCAGGGUCGUUGUUUUAUUUGCCUUAAAAGAAGCCAUCUUUGAGAGAUUGCCCAUCAAACAUGGCUUGUUUAAAGUGUUCUGGGAGACAUCACGUUAGUCUGUGUGAAAUGGCAAUGAAACCACAACAACGACAGCAGGAAUCCAUGGUUAGCCAAAACAACGGAAAUACCACCAAUACAUGGCCUUAUCGGCAACCGUCGCAAGCCUCACAAACAAGAACCUUUUACGUGGGAUCGCACGAUUCAAUUUUGCUACAAACCGCACAAGCCUUCAUCGGAAAUGGAAACACCUCGACUGGAAUAAGAGCGAGAGUAAUUUUUGACUCAGGAAGCCAGAAAAGUUACAUUACUCAACGCGCACGUGACCAACUAAACUCGCCAACAAUCAGUAAAGAAUCGCUCUUGAUAAAAACAUUCGGAUCUGGCGUCACCGGGCAACCAACGGAAUGUGAGAAGGUUAAAGUUGCCGUGAGAAAUGUGAACAUGUGGUCAUCGCGAGAAAUUGAAGCCUUUGUUGUACCGACCAUUUGCACACCAAUCGGAAGUCAAGAGAUUGACACUGCCAAGGAACAGUUUUCUUAUCUCACAGAAAUUGAAUUAGCCGACGGUGACCAUGGAAACGAAAAUCUAGAAAUUGACAUGCUAAUCGGCGCUGAUUUCAUGUGGUUAUUUUUCACUGGAGAGACGAGACGAGGAGAGAACGGCGAAGGACCUGUGGCGAGCUGUACAACCCUGGGAUGGGUACUAUCGGGCCCAGUCCCCAGCGAGAAGAAAAGCGCGCAACUUUCAAGCGUCAAUUUUGUCUCCACACACGUGCUAAAAGUUGCCGGCGAACCGAAAAAAGAAUGCCACACGGAAGAGCUUCUUCAACGACUAUGGGACCUGGAUUCAAUCGGGAUUAGAGAGAAAGAAACUGUCCAUGAGGCAUUUCUAGAGAACAUUUCAUUCGCAAACGACCGAUAUUCUGUGAAGCUUCCCUUGAAAGAAAACCGAGACCUACUGCCUGACAACUACGAUCUAAGCCUUGCAAGACUGAACUCCCUCGUGCGACGUCUAAGAAAAGAGCCUUCUAUCAUGAAAGAGUACGACCAGAUCUUCCAAGAUCAACUGCACCAUGGAAUCAUUGAACGUGUGGAUGAAACCGAAGAACAGUUACCAGGUCAGACGCACUAUUUGCCCCAUCAGGCCGUUAUCAGAAGCGACGCCUUAACGACUAAAUUGAGAGUGGUGUUUGACGCAAGUGCCAAAGUGAAACCAAGCUGUCCUUCCCUGAACGAUUGCACUCACACUGGUCCACCGCUGACCCCUGGUAUUGCAGACAUCUUGAUGCGUUUCAGAGCCCAUAAAGUUGGAUUAGUCGCCGACAUUGAGAAAGCCUUUCUGAAUAUCGCAGUGGAUGAGCAGCAAAGAGACCUGAUGCGAUUUCUGUGGAUUGACGACGUUACAAAGGACGAUCCAAAUGUUGAGAUCUAUCGCUUCUGCCGAGUUAUCUUCGGUAUGAACUGUUCUCCGUUCCUGCUCAACGCGACACUACGGCACCAUGUUACCGAGUACUAUGCACAUGACUCAGCCUUAGCAGAGUACACUCUAGCAGGCCUGUACGUGGAUGAUUUGACAUCUGGCGGCGAAGACGAUGAAGAAGCGUAUUCCAUUUACAAGGAGACUAAUUCUUGCUUCGCAGCUGGGCGUUUCAACUUACGCAAAUGGGCGUCGAACAGAAGAGGAGUCAUUGAGAAGAUUUCAAGUGACAGAAUGAAACGAGAACGUCUUGGGAAACAAGAAUCCGCAUCAGACGAAGAACAAUCUUACGCAAAGAUCACCGUUGGCGGCCUAGAAGAAAUCGACCCCACAAAGGAACAUAAGGUCCUCGGAACAAAUUGGAACCUGGAGGAAGACACCAUUGUUAUGAAGCUGAAUAAGAUCGUCGAAUUCGCCAGAAACCUGGAACCUACAAAGAGAAACGUUCUCCGAAUUGCAGCCAAACUGUUUGAUCCUCUAGGACUGAUAUCACCAGUGAUGGUGGUGUUAAGAAUGCUGCUGCAAGAACUUUGUCUAAGUAAGUGUGAAUGGGACAGCCUCACCCCUCAACCUGGAAGAAACCGCCUACAAAAGUGGCUGACUGACCUGGAAAAAGUUGGCGAAAUGACUGUGAAUCGUUAUUACUUCCCAGAAGAAGAAAGAAGAAUUAAGUUUGCAACUCUACACGGAUUCGGAGAUGCUUCAAAGGGAGCGUAUUGUGCAGUAGUCUACCUGUGCAUUGAAACCGAAGAUGGCUACAAAACAAGCCUCGUAGCAGCCAAGAGCAGAGUUACGCCAUCUUCGCCUAUGAGUAUUCCCAGACUCGAGCUGCUUGCCGCACUAAUCCUGGCCCGUUUGAUCUCUACCGUACAAGAAGCCUUAGCCCAGGUAUUGAACACCAAAGAAGUCUUUUGUUGGACCGACAGUAUUACAGUGUUCUACUGGAUACAGUCCAACAAAGAAUACAAGCAGUUUGUGCAGAACCGCAUAGACGAGAUCCACAAGUUGACCGAUGCGAAGAGCUGGCGUCAUUGUCCUGGAGUUGAAAAUCCUGCUGACGUUGGCUCCAGAGGGUGUCUCGCAUCUGAGCUCGUGGAUAACCGCCUGUGGUGGGAGGGCCCCGCCUGGUUAAAGGGCCCACCGAAGAACUACCCGGCCUCUGAAGUCUCAAAAGAAGAAGAUCUGACAGAAGAAUGCAGGACGGAAUUUAAAGCAAAGGAACAAAAACCUUCGAAUGUGACUACCAUGGUUAACCUGACCACAGAGCCUAGCAAUCCUGUAAAGCUGGCUGAAAUCAUCGACUGCGAACGUUUCAGCGAUGCCACUAAACUAUUCAGAGUAACAGCUCUCAGCCUGAAGUUCAUCAGAAAUCUGAAGUCAGCAAAGACCGAGAGAAGAGAAGCACAAAGUAAACAGACCACCCUUACAGCUGAAGAAAUCAGUGAAGCGAAAGUACUUUGGAUCCGUGAAGUUCAAAAGCCCUUUGAAAGAGAGAGGAACUUCGAGAACCUUAAACAGCAGCUUGGGCUGUUCAGACAUGAAGAUACCAUUCUGAAGUGCAAAGGCAGACUUGGAAACGCCCCGUUGAGUGCCGAAACCCGUUACCCCUCACUAUUACCGAGGCGGCAUCACGUGACAAGACUGAUUGUGGAAGCCUGCCACCGGAAGACCAAUCACGGAGGAGUGAAGGAAACUUUAGUCGAAGUAAGGACAAACUUCUGGAUUCCAAAGGGGAGGCAGUACGUAAAGAGGAUCCUGCAUCAAUGCGUUAUUUGUAAGAAAAGAGAGGGAGUGCCGUACAGACCACCACCGACCGCUGAUCUACCUGAAUCAAGAGUCUCCGGAAGCCCGGCCUUCACCCAUGUGGGAGUGGAUUUCGCCGGCCCUGUGUACGUGAAAAGCACCAGCGGCAUUACUAAACAGAUGAAGAAAGCGUACAUCUGCCUAUUCACCUGUGCAACCUCGAGAGCCUUACACCUAGAACUGACACCAGACCUCUCAACGGAAGCGUUCGUCAGAUGCUUGCGGAGGUUCAUAGCCAGACGUGGGAGACCAGCCUCCAUAACAAGCGACAACGCGAAGACCUUCAAGCGAGCCAACAAGGAGCUAGGACAACUACUUCAGAACAAGAGAACGCAAGAUUUUGCCGCCAACCAAGGGAUCACUUGGAAGUUUAUUCUAGAAAAAGCGCCAUGGUGGGGAGGCUACUAUGAGCGUAUGGUACAACUAGUAAAAAGAAGCCUUCGCAAAGUUCUCGGAAAGGCGCAGCUGUCCUUUGAAGAGCUACUUACAGUCUUAACAGAAGUGGAGGGAGUACUAAACUCACGUCCCUCACAUAUGUCUACUCAGACAUCACAGAUCAAGAACCCCUUACACCAUCGCACCUGGUCAUUGGAAGACGACUUGCCACACUACCAAACCCCGCCGAGCUAAGCGAUAAUGAAGAAACCGCCUCCAGCCUUGAAAGGAGAGCGCGUUACCUCAGCAGACUACUAGAACACUUGAAACGAUGGUCCAACGAGUACCUUGUUGGACUGAGAGAAUUUCAUUAUUGCGGAACCAGAGGAAAUCAGAACAAAGAAGUCAAGGUUGGAGACGUCGUUCUGAUCCACGACGACAGUCUAGCGAGGUGCAAGUGGAGAUUAGGAGAAAUCACCGAGCUGAUCGAGAGCAAAGAUGGACACAAACGAGGUGCUGUGUUGCGAGCCAUCAGCAAGAAGGGAAAGCCCUCAACGAUGCGGAGAGCAGUGCAGAAACUUAUCCCACUGGAAGUGAACACCGGAAACCUGCCUCAAAACGAACACGUCGGAACCGAGGAAGCUGGAAUUGUCCAGCAGCCUGACCAUCCAGCUGAACUUGUGAGACCACCGAGACGAGCAGCAGCAGCUACUGCAGACAAGAUCAGGAGACUUCUUGACCAACAGUGAGCAGUUGGUCAAGGGGGGAGUGUCAAGAAAUCGAGCCUAUGAACAAUGAACACUGAACUGAAACUAAUAGAACAAUAGAAAUAGCGGAAAUAGCCUAGGAAAAUGAACACUUGAAACCGCACAGAGAUUUGUUGUUUUGACUAAUUUAGAAUUUAGAUGUUAUCUGAUCUACGUGACCGGGCGUAGUGUUACAUAGCAGAACUUUGAUUGUAGUCUUGAGUACGGAUAGUGUUUAUUGAGAGAACCGACUAGUUUUUUGAGCUUUACCGCCUUUAGAACAUCAAGCCUUGUUACACAGAAGGAUUCAGCCAAUAAAAUUCUUUACAAUUUAUUAUAUAGAUACUGAUGAAAUACCAGGAUUUUUCCUUUUACUAAAAAAUCAUAUCUUCAUCGCGCGCAGUAAAGAUACUAUUUUUAUCUUUCACGUGUAAGGAUAUUUGGUGUCGCCAUGGUUACUAACAUGACUAGCCAAUUACAAGAGAACGUUAUUUUAUGUGACAGUCAUUUUGCGAUAGGUGACCACUUUAAUUGCACUAUUUUGCUGUUUCGAAAAUGAAUAAAAAAAAGCUGUGUUUUAUGUAGGAAUUUCAUCAGUAUCUAUAAAAUAAACAGAACAUUACAUGGCCGCUUGGGGGUAAGAAUUUUAUCUUCUCGAGCUGAGAGUAUCUCUCACGAGUGAGCGAAGCGAACUCGUGAGAGAUACUUUCAGCACGAGAAGAUAAAAUUCUUAUCCCCGCGCGGCCAUGUAAUAUCCUCUAUUUACAUGUACUACCGAGCAACUCUUAUGAUGAUGUAUUUGACGUAUUUCUCUUGCAGGAAACUCUCCUAUAAGAAAAUCUUUCCUCCAUCUUGUUUUGACGUUGAUGGAAUGGUACUGAAGCCCCAGUUAAGGACUGCCUUGCAAGUGUUAGGAUUCCAGAUGUACGAGGAAGAAUUUGAUAAAGUCUGGGACAGGUAUUACUAUAUGACUACACAGUAUGUUCGUUUAUUAAAUCUGUGCAUUGCUUUUUUAUAUACAGCAUAGUCAACGUAGUCACUUACAUCGAUACUUACAGUAAAUGCAAGUCCGAACCAGUUGAACUCGGGAUGUCUGAGAAACAAAUUCAGCUAUUGGUUGGAGUGGCACUCGACCCUGGACCGCUGGAUUGCAAGUCCGACGCGCUGACCACUCGCCCACGCUUAGCCUGCGAGCAAGGUCUCCAUUUGGGGAAUAUCAUGGGACAAGUCUAACACAAUAGCUCGUUGAAAUGACGCAUUUUCCCUACACCCUCCCCCCGGUGCAGUGUUGACGUUAUGCAUUGCAGUGUUUUUCAAUACAAUCAAUGUUGCUUGGGAGAGAGGGGAACAGCAGAAAUAGGCUCUUACAACAACAUUUUUCAAGUUUUUGUAAGAAGUAAACUACGAGUUAAUUUAGCAAAGUUAGCAAAGUGUUGCAGAUGUUUUGACCAGGGUUGUAGCCUCCUUGAUCUCACGGGAGCGUCAGUGUGAGUCUCAAUCAAUGACCUUGACUUUGUUUUAAAGCGGAUAAUAGCCGGUCUGUCUCAUUUCGGUUACUCUGCAGUGGCGCCAGUCAGCGGUAUAACUGUAUUGUCCUUUGACGUAGUUACAAAUUAUUCUCAGUGCUUGCUGCUCAAACACUCUGUACUGUGGUAACGAGUUUCCAUGUAUUGCCACAGUGUACUUACCUUACUUCCACGCUGACAUUUUGAUUCACUUGUAUUAAUUUUCAUUAUUUUAGGUUUGAUAGAACAGGAUUAGGAGCUGUGGAUUCAAUGACUUUCUUCAAAACACUUGGAAUAAGUCCCUUUUAUGGUACAUAAAACAAACUGUGUUUUAGGGAGCUUCAGCAUCCAUGACUGCGAUGCCAUCCAAAAUAUCACUGAUAACAUUAACUUGCAUUCUUUGAAACUUGCUCGCGGUUUUAGUAUCUCGCUUAGUUUAUCAAAUGCAGGCAAUUUUUUGAAGUUUAAUUCUUGGGGACCGCGUCCAAGUUCGUCUUUCUUAAUUUACGUCAACCAUAAAUUUCACGUACAGUUAUGGCAAAGAAAAGAGCCAAAAUAAUGUUUAACGCACGCACAGAGUUGUUGUUUUGCUCCUUUCAACCUAUUGCUUUUUCCACGUUUUUUGUUGCCGUUAGCGUCGUCGUUGCCAAAGUCUCCUGUUGUAUUCUAAUGCACAUAGGAACUGUAUAAUAUUACUUACAGUGUAUAUUUAGCCGCAUUUUUGAAAACGUUACUGCCAAAUAGACCUUUUCCGUCAGUUUAGCCAUUAUAAAACUAAGAUUGCAGCCAUUGCUUUGUUUUCUCUUCUCCUCUUUUCGUCCUCCUCGCUCUUUCUCUCUCUCCUCUUCUUUUCCUUCGUUAGGGUGGAUUUCUAUUGUCGCGUAAUUUUUACGUUCUUACGUGCGUAAAGUCGAUUUAAGCUCGCCAAUAAAAUAGAGGCAGUGUAUGACAGGUCGCACGUAAAAGUUGAACCUCCCUGUAAAACGCUCUUUAACUUCACGUUUAAGCUCAACACUUUAUAUCUUUACUUUAUUUUAUUUGCCACACAAAAAUAGAAAAUGAACUACAAAUAAUAUACAUGUAGGAUAAGUAGAAAAAAGAAGAGGCUAGGAGACCGAACAGAAACUAUAGAAACUAUAUGUAUACUCCUCUAUUUUAUUAAAUAAAAUUUACGUUCGUGUACAGGCACAUAAAAAUUACGCGAGAGUGGAAAUCCGUUCUUAGUGUGAUUAUCGAGCUUCUCGGGCGCAAAAAAUCUACCUUUUGCCCCUUUCCCCCUCAAAUGACUGCAAAUUUUGUGAGGUUCGUUUUUAAAAAAUCCGCUCGAUAUAUGUCAUAUACAUUGUAAUUGUUUCUUUAUGUCAGGACAUGACAAGAAGGUAAAACCGCUCCCGUCAUUUAAAGCAAACGUUGAAGAGAAAAAGCAGACAGUCCCUACUGAGAAUGAAACGGUUCGUGGACAGGAGGAAGCAAAACCACCAUCACCGCCUAAGGACAAGAAGGAUUCACAUGUACUGGAGACAGAACAAGACAACAGUCUUGAAAAUGUUAUGCGCUUGUUUUCCGAAAAGGUACAUGUAAAUUAUAAUUGUAAGAUGAGGGAAUGUUGCGAGCGAACGUAGAUCAACGUAAAAGGUUGUGCAUUUUAGAGCUGUAAAGAUUAAAGUACUUAUACUCCGUUCAGCAUCGAUCAACAUUAAUUGGUCUCUUAACAAACAGUGAGUAAUUAUGCAGUUUGUUGAGCGAGUAAAAAAUUGUAAAUUGUAAUUGUAACGUGUUUCCGACGAAGCACUUAGGAGUUCUUAGGAAGUCGUUUCUUAGGAACUCGUGUUGGUGUUAAAGGAGAGGGGGAAGCUGGAGCACCCAGAGAAAAUCCGGAUCAACUUAGUUACUGGGAAACUGCCUGCCUAUCCCUCCCCUAAGCUAACAUUUUGCCCGAAGUGAGAAGUAAGUGUUUAUGUUAGCUUUAGGGAGGGGUAGGUGGGCAGUUUCCCGGAAAUCUAAAUUGAUACGAAAAUCUUCUCGGAGAAGGGAGAGAACCAACAACAAGUAAACAUUUGUAACGGAUAGAUUGUUGCACCUUUUUAAACUGAAUUGGUCCUAUAUGUACCUCCAUUUCUAUUCAACAACGUUCAACAUCUACAGUAACAUCUACAAUGUAACAUCCCUCAUAAUUUAUCCUCAGCCAGGAUGUAUCCGAUAUUACUACCAGUAACAAAUUUUAUGUGCUUUGUCCUAUAGUUCAAAGAGGGUUAUUCACAAGUACUCAAUUCGUUUGGCAAGUAUGAUCCAGAAGAUACUGGACAGGUACUUUACAAAAAAUUUAUAAUUGUUUUUAUAAUUCUGUAAUACGUAAAAUGCCUGUAUUUGACGAAUGCAUUACCUGGUACUCUUCCACGCAGCCGUUUUUGUCUCUUCACUCAACUCUCCUUCCCAACCGGGGAUGGGAGGAGCGUUGCGUGACGAAACAAAAACGGCUACGAGGGAGACUAAUUACUUGGCGGAUCUAUUCGACUAUUACACUUAUUGCCAGUAAUCCAUCAGAGCAAAAUGCGGUAGUGCUGGCUUUUUGAAGGGGGAUAACCCGGAGAAAAACCCUCGCCGCAUGGAACUCAACACCCUGUUUGGCAGAGCCUUUCUUUCACCUGCCGGAUUUAAGCGUAUUCGAUAAAGAUUUCACUCUGCAUGAACAGAGUAAGAUCUUUGUCGGGCAUGUGCGGCUUGUUACAAGGAUAUAGCUUUCAAACGUACGCUUGUUACAGCGGGUCCAUUUAUGACCAAUGGUUUUUCAAUACACGGAUGCUCACACUUUGAAAGAUUGACUAAUCCCAGAAGUUCGGGCUUCGGCUUUAGGCAUUACCUCCUUUUCUUCUCUGUCCUCUCUCAAGAAGACAAAAAGAGGCUCUACUCAAAAUCAAACAAAACCUCCUGUUUGAUAGUUGAAACCCGCCGUAGUCACCGCUGAGGGGAGAGGCUAGUGCUAUCGCACUCGCCAAUUACCAACUAAGGGCAUGUUUACAUGGAGGUGAGGUACCCCAGGCAGGUGAGGUAACCCGCUUAGGUGGGGCAACGCGCCUGUCCAUAUAAUCUCUCAUUUUAAUUUGAUCACGUUUACAUGAAAGGAGGGGUGACACGCCACGUGUUACCUCACAUUUCUUGGGUCCCCCACCUUUAUGUAAACAGGCCCUAGAUGUACCAUCUAAUUAAUUAAGUGAAUUAAAUAAAAUAAUAGUGAGUACAUUAGAGCGGUUUUCACUUGACUGUCGAAAGUAAUUGAGGAAUUGGUUUGGUUUUGGUUUUACUACGCCCUUUGGUUGGCUAGUGUAUUUACUUUGGUUUUGAUUUUACGACAGUCAAGUGAAAACCGCUCUAAAGCACGACUACAAUCAUGUGUCCCUUUUACUAAAGGAGGUAAAACAAAUAAGGUUUAAUGUCAUUAGCCUUUGCAGUUUAUUUUAUAUAAUCCGUGUAGGAACUAAUUAACAUUUCUAUAUUAACAUACUACACAUAUUAACAAACUUUCUAAGUUAAAUUAAAAGUUAGGAUUCUAUUUUAGUGGCAUUUGUGUAGUUACGUAUUGCCAAGUCUUUAUGACUUAGUUGUUCUUUUGUCGAUUUUCCAUAAUCUCUUCGUUUCAUAUCAGAUAACCCGGGCAGACUUGCGUAAAGCCUUAUCUGAGUAUCAUUUGCAACUAGGACCAGUGGAAGCUGAACAUUUUCUUCAAAGGUACGAUUAUUGAAAUUACAUGAAAAGAAGUUCAUAGCAGAAAGGACGCAACUUAUGCAGUUGCCAAAAGAAAUCCUGAAAAAAAUCCCACCAAGCCUGAAUUUUUGCAUUUAUUUUUUCACGCCGCGGUUAGGAAAUGAAUUUACUCCUCAUUUCACAGUAAUAAAAUUAUAAAACAUCGGAAGUAAAUGAGCCUGCGAUCAAUUAAAACCAAUAACACGUCACCUCAAUGAGCUGUAUACUCGCGCCCGCGAUAGUCAUGUUACACUGGUCAGCGGAUGCCUUUUUGGACAGCUGUCAAUUGACCAUAACAUGGAUGUCCACUAUCAAGUCAAAAAGAGAUUGUAUCUGCCUUGGAAACCAAGCGAAUAAUGCCCAGUCAUUACAAGGAAAUAAUGCCUGCUUAGCAACCAACCAGAGCGCGCGUACUAUUGUAGCUAUAUAAUACUGAUUAUUAUUGAAUGCAUUCGUCGAAUUUCAUUAGAUGCGGCAUGAGAGAGCAAAGUAUGGUUCCUUACAAGAAAUUAAUGGACUUAUAUCUGGAUCGGUCUGAACAAGGAAGGUUACAAGCCAUUUUGAAUGAUCCGAAGCACAGGUGAUGAAAUAGAUACGUUAAAUUGUACAUUUACAUCGUACAUAUCGUACAUUGUGUACUUGUUGCGUUUGUUAUGCUGCAAUAUUACUCAGCGAGCAGAGGUUUCUUUCUGGCAUCGAUGUUUUUUUCAAUUGGUAGGGCAUGGUUACGAUCUUCUGUUGUUAAUUGCCAUGAAGUUCGAAUGUAAACCGUUAAUAUACAGGGAUUACUUUAAGUGCAAGACUGGCUUAGUCAGGUUUGCGCGUUUUUUUCCUUCUCCUGUCAAAGAUGCAGUUCAGACGAAUUCUGCUUAGCUUUAACCUGUUUAUUCUUUUACUUAUGUAACUUUUGUAUUGUUUCAUUGCAGGUUUAAUUACAGCAGAGACUCAAAUAUUGGCAACACGACAGCAAUUGAUGCUGAGGCCCGUCUACUUGACUUACUGCAGUCUGAUUUCCUAGCUUUGCUUGGAGCUUUUAAGUAAGUGAUAACAAUUAUCACGUACCUGCUACACAGCAUAUGCUCUGGUAUUUGGCCCAGUUCACGUUAACGUCUACCUUACGAGUCAGAGAACCCAGUCAGUUUUCAAAAGAUCGGAGGUGGGGUGGGUUUGAAUCGAGCCAGGGACACAGAGGGUUUCUUCUUCAACUUUUUUCCAUCCGUCCUUCCUUUUGUAUUUGCUGUGUUAUCCAUACCUUCUUUUAACUUUUUGAGCGGUUAUUUUUAUGUUUUACUGUCCUGUCCCUUGUUUGAAUUUUGACAAAAUUUCGUGACACAGCUCCUUUAAAAGCCGGACAAAAUGGUUAACCACGGUUGAGAUUCCAUCAGACAUUGGCAAAUUUUGGACGCCAUGAUCGACUGUUAGUAUGAAAAAAAAUAUAUCUUUGGUAACUUUAAUUUUGUUGACGAUACUGUUAAAUUAAUUUUGGAAUCAAAAUACCUUUUCGAAAAGUGCUGGUUUUACAAGUUUAUUGCACAAAUUUAAAUCUAACAGUGGCGGUGCAAACUGCAAACUGUUUCAAACUGCUUACAGUACAUUGAGAUGACGUCUCCAGCAAUGAAAAUUUGCAAAUAGUAUGGUUUGAAUACAAUUGUAAGAUAACUCACGACCAGUGGAUGUGACGUGGCACUUCUUUUUAACAAUAUGAAUGACAUACAAUGCAUAUAUACCUAUUUCUACUCUUAAAAAAAACCUUCCCACCAACCUCCCCCCUAAACAACAUUUUAGGGGAGGGGAGGUUAGGGGAGCGAGGGAUGGGUGAGCGGUUUCUCAGAAUCCUAUACUUAUGCAAUGUUUUUUUUUUUAUUCUUAACUUGCAGGCAGCUUGACAGGGACAAUUUGGGGGUGAUUAAGCGAUACCAGUUUAAGGACUUACUAGAGACUCGAUUCAACAUGACGAUCAAGGAUGAUGAGCUCAAUUCAGUAGUGCAACCCUUAGUGGAAGGUUCCAUGCAAAGUUUGAUACCUUACGGGCGAUUCCUAGAGCUCUUCACCUCAUCGGGGUAGUUACUUUUUUAAAUUUUAGUUUCACUGUCAUACAGUCUAUAAUUACAUUGAAACUCCAUUCAUACCUACACUCAAAACCUCAGGCCCUUGGAAUUCGUGGUGGUAAAAGUCCUUGGGACAGUGAAGCAAUAUUCGUGAAUACCUGCGACCGGCGUAAAAAUUAGUGAAGAUAAUUUGCCGUAAAGAGCGUUUAACGUACAUUUGCCGUGUUCAAAUUGGCAAGUGAAGCUCCCUCUCCCCCCUUUCAUGCAAUGUUGUUCUGCUGUAUGAACUACCUGUCAGGGUUGAGUCUUGAGUUGAAAAGGAGUGGCAGCAUGAUCUAGAAUAUCGAAACAGUUAGGUGAACCUAAACUCUUGCAUUUUUUAGAGUCUUGCCGGUGUUUGAAUACAUGUGAGUCCCAAUCAGUGAUUAAAUGCUCACGUACGCGAGUGAUAAAAUAUCGGGUCGUUUCUCCGAUAUAGCAGGCGUUACAGCCUGCACAUAAAAAAAAUUUAAGCAAAAGGAACGGAGAACGGAGUCUAGAGGGUAUGAGGUCUUUCCAGUUGGUCUCUAAUUGUGUAAAUCCUUAUAUCCCUGCGGGAAAAGUUAACCUUUACGUGAAAAUUCCUCUUUGCUACCGCAGGGAAAACAGAAAUGAUGCAAGGAAUGUAAAGAUGACUAGUCUACCAAGAGUCAAUAGCAGACCAGCAACUUCACCCAAGGAGCUGAGCUCACCGCGGCGGCCUACCCCACGAAAAGAAUUGGAAAGGGGCGCUACUCAGCAAGAGAUAAUCAAAUCGCCACCAAGGAGUGCCAACGCGGUAAGCACAAGGGUAUACUUUUGAAAGAGCUUAGGAUCAUGUUUUGCACCGCAAAUUCCGAUUACAGCUCGCACGUUAAUUGUUUUGCUGCGUACAUAUUUGCCUGACACACCCUUGUACAAUGUAUUUUGAAAGGAGAUGACGCGCCUUUUAGUUUCGUUCGUUCGAAGAUACGUCGCAUCCUUGUCACGUAUAGUUAGGUGUUGCCAUGAAGAGAGCCUUUCAGUGCUGAUAAUAAUCCUCGACUUCGCCUCGAGUUUUUAAACCUGAUGAUACAUUCCAGCUUGUUUUUUAAACAGUACAAGAAACCCGAACUUGUAAGAAUUGAUUUUCACAGAUUUCUUUGCUUACGUCUUUAUUAUUAUAUGACAUGCUCGUAAAGCUAGCUCCAAGAUUGCAAAUGCGGUAACCAACCAGAAGUUACGUACCUAAUUCUACUUCUUAACUUUUACUUUUUAUGAAAACGAAAAUAUAUUUUACUUAAUUCCUUGUUUUGUUUAAAGUGUAUGACACAAAAUUUGUGGGAAAACGCUCUUUGACGUCUCCUUGGGACUUAAUUGUAGAUCUGUUAAAUUUAUAACCAUUUGAAAUGUUAUUUUUCCUGCAGCUAUUCUGUGUUAUUCGGGAUCUACUAACAGAAAAAUUCCAAGUCAUUCAUAAGGUUUGCUGUUCAUCACAGACUUAAUAUUUCCUGUUUAAAAAAUAAUAGACUGAAGUACUUGUUUUUGAGAAGCAUUUUUGUUCUCUUCCUCACUGUAAUUAUAGACCUUUCAAGGAAUGGAUCAACUUAAAAAAGGAUAUUUAUCGAAAGGAGUGUUUAGAAGACUGUUUGAAAGGUACUUGCGUGGGAGUUGCAUUUUCUCCACAAUUACAUUUUGAGUUAUGGAUCGUCUUUUUUCUUAAUAACAUUACUCAAGUUCUUACAUAACGUAUUUCGUUUUAAAAGCUAUAAGCAGGGGUGCUUCAUUGGAUCGAAGGAGGGCGCUUAAUCAAGGGAGGGCGUUUAUUAAGUGGAGGGGGGGUCGCUUAUUCGAGAGAAGAGCUUGUCUGGUAUUAUAGUGACUUUAGACGAAAGGACGGUGGGAAGAAGAGGACGGCAAAACGGAUGUGUGUGACAAUCCUGUCAGGGUUAUCACUUGCGUGUUUUGUCGUGAUCUUCAUUUUACACUAAUGUUUUCCGUCCGUUUACAAAACAAAAUUAUUGUCACGCUUGUCACACAACGUUUGGUGUCUUCUUUUCUCUCUCUUCCUGUUGCGUAAGUUCACUAAUAUGGACUAGGGGACAGGCGUUAAUUAGAGCGUGGGUGCUUAUUAGAGAAAAAAAGUAUAACGGUUAUGUUGUCGCUAUUAUUUUUGGAAUGCAGGUAUGAUCUCAAGUUUACCUCAUCCGAGGUGGAUUUACUGUGGUCCAAGUUACCGUCUGAGAAGGAUGGCUCAGUCAGCUUUGAGGAAUUGGUUCAUCACUGUUUCCUGAACUACAACGUAACUUCAAACGAGGGAGGUAAUGGGCAGACAGGUAAGCCUAACUUUCUAGGAACAAAAAAAAACUUUUGUAGGUCUUUGUAUAACAAUCAACGUGUAAAAUUUCUGACCGCUUUGAAAACUGAUGACAGUCUUAACGGGUCUCCCAAUAAUAAAAUGUUCUUUUCAUGUAACCAUUUAAGUUUACGGUAUUGGGAAAGUUAAAAUGGUCCAGGUUUAGAACGAUCGCUUCCAUUUUUCUAAACAAAAUGAAAGUAGGUAAAAUAUAUAACAAAACCACACUGAAAGCUGUUUAUUCAUUUAUCAACGCGCAAAACUGUAAAUGAGUAACCAUAGGACUAUGAAAUAUGAAAUAACGCUCUUAUAUUGAGAGCACAAAAGUAUCAUAAAUCUGGAUUCGUUGAGCAAAAAAAAAAUACGUUAUUCACACAUGAAGUUCCUUAUUUAGAGAGACACUUUUGUUUUGAAGGUGCCUAUCUGUGUGUAAGCGUAAGGCUAAAGGCUCGUCCAUAACUAUCGGGAUAUCGCUAUAAAACAUAUACAAUGCCAGUCUGUUCAGUGGUUAGAGCGUCCGAACUAGAACUCGGAGGGUCGUGAGUUUGAUUCCCACGUGGAGCUCGGAAAAUUUUUCUGAGCUUUCUGUGAUUGAAUUCUCUUUCUUCUUUAGAAUUAGUCGUAUUCGAGAACUCCCGUUUCGCCUAUCCACGCGUAAACGAUCAGAACGAUAACCUGCGAUUUUGGUUCCAGAAAACCCCUUUACGUGUGGACAACGGCGUAAAACGAGAGGAAAAAUGUCCGUUUUUGAAAUUAAAAUAUGCGGAUACGUAUAAACGGGACCUAAACGAAUCCUGUACAAUAAAUUUGCCAUCCUGAAGAAUUACCUUUGUAAUGUUUUACUACCCAUGCCACACGGCCCGUUGCUUAAGCUGAAGCCCCACCCAUGUCGAUAAUAAACUGAGGAAAUGAAAAUUCAAUUGAUACUGGUGUUCGUGGUCGUUAAAAAACGAGUUGAUUUUUACACCUUUUUAGGAUCACUCUCAUAUGUUCUUCAAGAAAAUGCUAAAUCCGUUAUGCACAAACGACUGGCAUCAGUCCCUGAAGAGAAAGAAGAUGAUCCAGAACCUCUUCCUACUCCACCCUCUCAAAUGCAACUGGAAGACCAGCCAGGGUCCCCCUUGGAUGAAAAUGCCUCUCUUCCUCCCCUGAAGACACGUAAUAAACCAACUGUGGAAGCUACUUUGAGAAGAAUCAAACCACAGGUAACAGCUUUUUAUCCCUUGUGAAAGAUAUAACACUAAAAGUAUAGCUUGUCAAUUGAAUUUAAGUCGUUUGCCUGAUGGUUCAAAAAAACGAAAACAUUCUCAGGGAGUUGCCUUAGUUCUAACUAAUUAGAUUUUGUUUCGGUGUCAAUGCAUUUAGCACGAAAGUAAUGAAUAAUUUAAGGCACUAUUUGAACUUCUCCUUCUGGAGACGGGACAGCCAUUUUCGGUGGUCAUCCAAGCCACGUUUGGACUUGUAGGGCAAACGACUAGACCGUCGAAUGGGGAUGUUUUGUCUUCGAAUGGUGAUGUUUAGAUUGAGCUGUCAUGUGAAAACCACCUGUUUAUUUGUUGCUACUGUAAAUUGAGAGCUUGUUGAGAGCGUUCUUAGUCUGCAUGGCAAAAGAAAACGGCGAUAAUCGAGGUCAAUCUCCUCAGUGAUUUGUAAGGUAGAGUUGCUAUGGCAAUUUUGAGCUUAUUAUUAUAGUGUGAUCACGGUCACCGCGCUACUCGGACAAACUUUUGCACGCAGGGAAUUGGUGCCUAUUUUUCGACUUUUUCUGAAUCUUAAAAAAAAAUGGCGCGCAUUACCUGUCAAACGCACUCUUUUCUAAAUGUCUUUACCACAAAACAUUAAAUUCGCCCCAUGUAGGGGAAUCCGGAAACAUUUUGCUUGGGGAUUCCGGAAUCCUGGGCUUUGGAAUCCGGAAUACAUCUCAAAUCUACUUAAGAUUGGAGUCCAGAACCCAAAUUUCACUACCUGGAAUUCAGAAUCCAAGAUUCUUGGAUUCCUUAAAUCAAUGAAAGAAAUAAUUAUUUAACGAGAGACACAUUAGCGAGUGCGCUGAUAACUGAUAACUCGUGGCCCUCGCUCUUCCAUUCACUAACGGCGUGCCUGCAAAUAUAUUCACGUGUAGGUUUGUUCACAAUGGAACGAGCUGCGCGAUGCUUUCAUUGCGGAAGACAAUGAAGGAAGUGCAACCUUGGACUUCAAUAGAUUUAAGGUAACGCACAUGUGAACUCAACUUGCGUGUGUUUCUGUAAACAUUAAAGAAGGAAAAAGGUAUCACAUGCAGUCUAAAGACUAUAAAAAUGCCGAAAAUUGUCGAUAUUAAGUGCAGAGCUCUAGCUCCGACUGAGCGGUUUGCAAGAUUUGUUUGAAGACAGUCCGUGCUCUAAUCGGCGUAGAGGUUUAUGAAGCGUACCUUUAUAUAGUUAAGGUCGUGCCUCUCUUUACCAGGGUAACCUUCAAUUAUUGGUCUGAAACCGAUUCAGAUAGUACUGCUGGAACAGCUUAUACUGAUGUUUUUAGGAUAAGACGAAAUGAUGUCAGCCUUAUAAGGAGAGGUGUUUACUGCAUUGCUGUAUUGCAUUUUUUCUUUUUAUUCAGUUCAAAGCUGCAAAGCUUCCUCAAAAAAUCUUCAAAGUGAUGUUCUAUGGUGUUAAUUUGGCCUGGGCUUCAUGUCCGAGCGCAGGUAAAAUUUCGUUGGACUUGAUUCAAAUUUAGUCGGAAAUUGUCGAAUGACGACUGUUAUUUGCAGCUGUGCAGUUUCUUACUUGGGGCUCUUAGACUAAGAAAUUUCCCGAGCAACAAUAUGUGUGGUAUUAACACAAAAUGACUGCAAGAACAAUUUGCGGUCUGUUCUCUUCAAAUACUUUUUGAUUCAAUGACUCAUGAUCCGAAGCACAACCGACCACGUUUUCUUUGACAUCCUGCGGUGCUCAUUAAACUCAGGAAACAAUUCAAAGCUACUUUUUUUGUACAGGAUGUUUUGAGGAAAUUUUCCAAAGAUGUUAGCGAAGAAGAAUUCCAGAGUCUUUGCCUUAAGUUUGAUAGAAGGAAAAACUCUAGGUAAGUUGAAAGUAGAGCAUUGGAACUACUCAAUUUUUUACACCCUCUUCUUGUGAGGAAGAAACAUGACUCCAUAUUGUCUUUUUCUUUAGGGUGUGGUACCUGGAAUUCAUGAAAUACUUUCUUCCCACAAUGGCUGUGAAACCUCAGAGCCUCGUCCCCAUGUCGCCGUCACAUAGGUCUCGUACACAGGUUUGUUAACUUUCUGUGAUUGGCAUAUUUACUUUAUCAAUAAGUUGUCAACCGGAAAAGUGACCAUCGUAAAGAACAAUAUAUUGUUCUUUGUUGAUCAAAGGCCAGAAGUGUCACAUCGAACAUACAACGUACGUACAUUUUUGUAUAAUUCUUGUGAAAAUAACGUUCAACUCCUCUUUUCAAAAUUGUUGGGCUUUAUUCAUUCGUCUGUUCAGUGACGUAUACAACGGACUUAUUCAACUUGUGAAAUCCCUACCCUUUUAUUUAACCGACGCCAAAACAGGUACCUCUUUCUGGGUGGAGUCUCCCAGUAUAAGCCCAUGGGGUUGUACCUCUGUAGGGUAGGGCUACAAAUAGUUCCAGAUCGAGUGUGGUUAACUAAAGAAGUAUAGUAGUAGGUCAUAUAUCAAAUCAAUUUUUCUCUCUGAUUUGUUCAUGUAGGUGGCGUGGACAGAUACCAGGAAAGCCCGCGAGGCGAUUGAUGCAGUCUUUGGUAAGAUCCGAAACCAGGUGAGAAUUACAUGCAUAGAAUUCAUGCAACACAGAGCAUUUGUCUCAAAGACAGUCUUUAAGCAACUUGAUUUGUUAUAACGCUGGUUGUGCGAGCGGGCACGAUGGAUCAAAUCCUGUGUUCUGAUUGGCUAUCUUGCCCGCUCGGCAUUUCCCUCAUUUUUCCCCACGAGAAAAACAAAUUCUUUCAGCCAGAGUUUUCUUACUCAGUUAAGUUGGCUAAGUUUUGGCUUUCGUACUUUUUUGCGUCGUUAAAUGGUGAGGAGAAGUCAAACUGUAUUGACGGUUGCUGCUACGGGUAAUGUACCCUUUCACUUUCUAUUGAUUAUUCCAUGUGAUUUGUGUAGAUGAUUUCUGAAUGGAAAGGUCUCAGAAGAGCAUUCAAGCGAAUGGAUUUGUCAGGCGAUGGUUUUGUGUCCGUCACAGAUUUUAAGGCCGCUAUGAACAAGUUUCAAUUCUCUUUACACGAAGAGGAUUUCUUUCAUAUUUUCUCCGUGUUUGAUGAAAACAUGGCAGGGAGAAUAUCUUAUGAGGAAUUUAUGAGGUGUUCACUGAGCGUGUAGACUUUUACCACCAGGCAACUGUAAAAGUAUUUUAUUUCUGUAAAUAUUUUAGUGUACUUAUCUUAGGGCGCUUUCCAUUAUUGUCAGAACUGACUGGACAGCCAUUUCCGUUGUAAUGAGAAUUUCAGCUUUAAUCAAGACUAUCCAGCGAAAUCAGUCAACGUAAAGAGUAUGCACGAAGGAGAUGGUUUUUUUAGCAAAAACGCUUAGAAAAGCCUAUUUCGUUUUCGUAGUGACUGGUCUUGCCGUAGUCCGGCCGGCCGGCCGGCCAGUUCUGACUGUUGGAAAGAACCCUUAGUUUUGAACUUCUUAGUUUUCGACCCCUUGUUGUCAAGAUUGCUCUGUUUCCUGUCGUUUCUUUUUUUGUUUGUUUGUUUCUUUUUUUUCACGACGUUUGGUGUUCGGAACCCAAAAAGGGUAGACUUCAGGUAUAAGCUGCGUAGAUUUUAAAACCUUGCAUAAAUUCGAAUCUUCGUGUAAAGCUCGGUAUUUUUCUUCAGCAUUGAGCUCGACUAGCAUGUUUAACCGUGUAGUCACUUCUCUCAACUUUUCAUUGAGAUGGUUUCCCAUGUUUCAUCUAGAUCAAGCUUUUCUCUUUACAUUUUCCGUCAGGAACAAAUGUUUUUGUUUUUAGCUUAGCCAGUUAGAAACCAAAUCUGCGAAGCGUUGCAUGCACAUCAUUAACAGACACGCCUUAGGGUAUGGGGGCUCACUCUGUUCGAUGCCUUGUCGAACAUUGUUUGCUUGUCAUACAACCCACAUUGUGUUUAAUAGACAAUUGCUGCGGCCGCAAGAAUAACAGGUUAACUGGGUUAUAUUAGUAUCCUGGUUAAAAGAGGUUAACAUAAUUGAAUACGUGAGCGUAAGUUUUCAUUUUCUAUGAAAUAAAUUGUGAAAUAAAAUGUGUUAGAACAAGGUCAUUUUGUUAGUUCAACUUGGUUCUCUCUUAUGAUGCUAAAAAGGUCUGAAUAAUUUGCGAUGACCUUGCGUACCUUUGCCUCUAUUUGCCAUGUGGCCCUACCAAGGUCCCUGCGACGUUCUCUAUCUUGAGAAAGGCUUUGCAGUCUCGCACCUAGUGCCUGUAAUGACAACCAAGAACCAUAUUUCUCCUCGUUGUUUAAUCAGUUUUAAUUACCGAUCACGUUUCAGGUUACGGUGG
Porites lobata is the source of this 27404-nucleotide messenger RNA. The record is from the annotation of a GenBank genome assembly. Lineage: Eukaryota; Metazoa; Cnidaria; Anthozoa; Scleractinia; Poritidae.